UUAGAAAUUUCAAAUUUUAAUAUUAUUGUAAUUUUUAAGAGCAUUUUAAACCAAUAGUAAAGUAUUAGUAAUUUUUUUAUGCUUAUACAAAUUAAGUUAAAAUGAAUAAUGAUAACAUAAGAUCCCCAAGAACUCCAACUCUAAACAACAAUUAAAGUCCAAAGGUUGCUAAGAAAAAUGAAACAAAACAAGAUUUUAAAAUAAAGAAGUUUAAAAGAUUAUUCUUUAGGAAUUAUUAAGAGUCAAAUGAACCAGGUAUUGUUGUCUUUUUGCUCAAACCAAUGAAGUAAGAGAAGCUAGAAAGUUUGAUCUUUGAAAUAUAUUAAAAUGUCUUUAAAGGAAUAUAGAAACCCUCAUUUCUUUACUUCGAUUCUUAAAAAAGGGUUAUUAAAUCCAAAGAAAUUAAACCUGAUAGUUUGGUUUACUUUUAUAUCGUUGAAUCUGAAAUCGACUAAAAUAAUAAUUUAGACAUAAGGUAAUCUGAUUUAUAUCUUCAAAUGAAUAGUACAAUAGAAGAGUAAGAAUCUAAUUUAGACAUAUUUGUAAUGAAAGAAACAGAGUAUACGGAUCUACUCAACGGAAAGUAAUCAUUAGACACAGCUACUUUAGGGUACACCUCUUUAUAAUUUUAGUUAGAAAAAAGUUUCUAAAAUGUUUGGGAUUAUUUAGAAGAUUUUUCAUAGGUUUCACACUAACGAAGAAUAAAAUUGGUUGAAACAGUUGAUGUUUUAGAAAAUAAAAGAGAAGAAGUGAAUAGAGUUUCUUAAGAAUUGCAGGAUUUAUUAGAAUAAUAUAAAGAGAGCGAAGCUUAAGUAAUAUAGUGUUUUGAAUAAAUGGGAUUUGAUUGUGAGUUUAUUUUACAAGCCAAGACAAUCCAAUCAAGGUCUAGAUAUUAAAAUAAUAACAAAUCAAUAUUAUCUUCUUAACAGUAUGAAGCAUCAAUUAAUUAAGACAGCUAUAUAUAAGAUACUGAGUCAAUAUAUGAUGAUAAUCUUUUGCCAAGUUACCCACGAAAAGCUGAUGAAGUUUGAUA
Tetrahymena thermophila SB210 is the source of this 1033-nucleotide messenger RNA. RefSeq lists its product as hypothetical. Lineage: Eukaryota; Ciliophora; Oligohymenophorea; Hymenostomatida; Tetrahymenidae. The record is from RefSeq and is a predicted model, not a curated record. The transcript has 2 exons.